Molecule: messenger RNA, 1265 nt
Organism: Pseudopodoces humilis (Tibetan ground-tit)
Lineage: Eukaryota; Metazoa; Chordata; Aves; Passeriformes; Paridae
Gene: MARCKSL1
Product: MARCKS like 1
Biological process (GO): central nervous system development; actin filament organization
Cellular component (GO): plasma membrane; cytoplasm
Molecular function (GO): calmodulin binding; actin filament binding
Source: RefSeq, a predicted model, not a curated record
GCCGCGGCGGGGCCGGCACCUCCGCAAGGGCCGCACCAUGGGCAGCCAGGGCUCCAAGGCGGCGGGCGGCGACCCCGACACCGCCAAGGCCAACGGGCAGGAGAACGGCCAUGUCAUCUACAACGGGGACAUGACGCCCAAGGUGGGGGUCGAGGUGGCCCCACAGAACGGGAACGGCUCGGCGGAACCCCCCAAGGAGGAGAGCGAGGGCGAAGCGGGCGGUGCGGACACCAUCGAGCCCGCCCCGGCCGCCGCCGACGGCGGCGACCCCAAAACCGAAGGGGCCGCCGCCCCCAAGGACGCCCCCAAGAAGAAGAAGAAGUUCUCCUUCAAGAAAUCCUUCAAGCUGAGCGGGAUCUCCUUUCGCAAGAACAAGAAGGAAGCCGGGGACUCCUCCGGCUCCUCGCCCACGGAGGAACAGGGCAAGAGCGAGGAGACCCCGCCGGGGGGGCUGCAGCCCUCGGCUCCCCCCGAGGAGGAGCAGAGCGGCCCCGGGGAGGGCGGCGAGGGGCCCGAGCCCAAGGAUGGAGGAGAAGCCGCGGGGAGCCAGGAGGAGGAGAAUCAGCAGCAGCAGGGAGGGGAGAGCCAAGGAGACACAGCCAAACCCGAGGAGCCCUCGAAAACCGCGGGGCCGGAGCCCACAACGAGCCCGGCGGAGCAGAAGGAAGAGUAGAGGCCGCUCGGGCAUCGUCCUCACCGGGGACUCUCACACCGCCCCCCGACCCUCCCCGCCCCAGCCCGGAUCGCCACGGACUCGCCCGCACCGCCCCGGCCCCCCUAGGACUGACAGCACCUCCCGCACACCCCGCCCUGCAGGGAUUGCGCUCCCCGUUCCCGGUAGAAAUCAAAAAAAAAAAAAGCUGGUUUGGAUUCCCACCGCCGCCGCCACUUGGAGUAGUUUGAGCUGAAUUCCUUGGAGAAAAUAAACAAACAAACAAAAGAAAGCUGGCGAGGAAGAUUUGUCCCGGACACCACUGGAGUUUACAGUUUGUAAGAACCCGGAUCCCAAAUCCCACUCUGGAUCUCUCCAGACUGUCCCCCUCUCCUCCCGCUCCCACUGACUGUUCAAUGGAAUUUUUAUUUUAUUUUGUGUUUUUUCGGUUGUUUUUUUUUUUUUUCCUUUAUUUCUCAGUUUACAUUCCUGGUUCUGACUUUUCAUUUCAAGUAUUUCGUGCUUUUUUAUAUAGAAAUCGAUGGUUUAAAAAAGCUAAUCUGGUUAGUUUUUUAUAAUGUCUUCUAUUGGCUUAAAACUAUAAAGCUUGUAA